This is a messenger RNA of Aspergillus novofumigatus IBT 16806, 615 nucleotides long. RefSeq lists its product as uncharacterized. The coding region runs from base 1 to 615 and encodes 204 amino acids. The transcript has 3 exons. The record is from RefSeq and is a predicted model, not a curated record. NCBI's taxonomy places the organism in Eukaryota, Fungi, Ascomycota, Eurotiomycetes, Eurotiales, Aspergillaceae.
AUGUUUGGGGGACAUCCUGCGUAUCAUCCGUAUACGCAGUAUACACAGUCAAUCAUCAUCUUGAGAAUCUUCGAAGGGAGAUGGCGAAGAAGUUUCCGCGGCGGCGGGCCCCCGCCAGCUUCUCCCACUGUCUCAUCUUCCUCUGAGGAGGACCCGAUUGCCCCUGUUCCGCGCCGUCGCCGCGUGGCCGUGUCCGAGCUGUCCUCCUCUGAGGACGAGGGCCCCGCGCUGGGGUCUCUUAACAGCCUCCCAUUUGCCACCAUGUCGCGUGCGACCAGUCCGUCCGCUGCCGCCAGUUCGCCCGAUGCUGCCAGUUUGCCUGAUGCCGCCAGCCCGCGUCCCGCCAGCUCGCCCGGGGCGAGCCUCCUGCGUGCCGGCGGCUCGCUCAGUCCUGCGCCGCCCCUCGGGACUCUUCUUCCGCUGUCUUCCCCGCCUGUCGGCGCCGAGCCCGUGCCCUCUGCCCCUUGCCAGACGUGCCUGAAGGACGCCCUCCGCCAGGGCCAGGUGUGCGCCUGCUUGCGGGACGCUGCCUACCGCAAGUGCAAACGUUGCCAGCGGCUCAAGAAGAAGUGCCUCCGGGUCCCGCUGCAGGUUCGCCGUCGGGCCGCCACUUGA